Messenger RNA from Durusdinium trenchii, 1020 nucleotides. NCBI's taxonomy places the organism in Eukaryota, Dinophyceae, Suessiales, Symbiodiniaceae. The record is from the annotation of a GenBank genome assembly.
AUGGCUGCCUUUCCGUGCUGGGCCCGGCGAUUUGGAUUCCACGCUGCCUCAUUCGUGGGAGGCGCGGCUUCAGCCGCGGCGGUGGCUCAAGGCCGCCCGCCGCGGUCCUCGUGCCGCUGCGAUGAGCCGAAGAUGGUCACGAGGAUCUCCUACACUUCGACCAUGCGAGGGGAUCCCCAAGCGGCUCUGGCGGCGAUCCGCGGCAUCGUCGACCAGUCCACGGCUGCAAACCUCACAGCGAACGUCUCCGGGCAUAUGUGCUAUGACACCAAGCUGAAGUCUGUGUGGCAGGUGUUGGAAGGUGCACCAGAAGUGGUGAGUCGCCUGUGGGAGGGCAUCUGCAAGGACGAGCGGCACGUGGUGGAUGAAGACACCGUGCACAUCCAACAGGCAGACCACCGUGCCUAUCCUGUGGGUUGGGGCAUGCGCUGCACUCGUUUUGAACCAGGCAUGGCGUCGAAUUCUGAUGGUGAUUGUGCCGGCACGAACCUCAUGCAGUUGAUGUACAAGUCCGUGAUACAUGAGGAGGCUCUGGGUUCUGUCAAGCAGAUUGUCCCGAGGGCCGUUGAAAAGAACCGCAAGAACGGAAUCACCGGCUGGAUGCUGUACAAUGAUAGGACGCAGGUGGUAUAUCAAGUUUUGGAAGGCCCUCCAGAGCAAGUGGAGAGGCUCUGGACUCAGAUCCACAAGGAUGGGCGCCACUCCGUGCUCACCGACACCAUCAGGCGGCGAUGCAUCAAGGAGCGGGAGUUCGAGAAUUGGUCGAUGGGCUUCGAUGAGGUGGAGCAAACCGCGUGGAUGGCUUCAUGUUCGUUGGAGGUCUUGGGCACCAAAGGCCCAAGCCUACUGAGCACCCUCCGCCUGAAAACCAUCGCGCGGGCCGCGCGUCGUCGGCACCGCCUUUUUUUCAAACGCACGCGCCACGGCGGCCCCAUGCUGAGCAGUGGGGACCGCCGAUGCUGCGAGCAUCGGUGGACACCGACGACGGACUUCUUAGCCCGGUGGGCGGUAGCUUCGUAG